Messenger RNA from Somion occarium, 3075 nucleotides. Lineage: Eukaryota; Fungi; Basidiomycota; Agaricomycetes; Polyporales; Cerrenaceae. The record is from the annotation of a GenBank genome assembly.
AUCCUCAGGACUCCUUUCUUUUCAAACUACCACGACCCUAUGCAUACAGUCUCUACACGUUGAUUCUUAUGUGCUUUUUCAUGAAUCAUGUCGAAGAAGCGCAAGGAAGUUUCUCAAUCUACUACCCUGCUUGACUUCUUUGGAAAGGGUGGUCCUGUUACGAACAAGAAACCAAAGACGCAGAUUCCGAGACAGAACUGUUCCAAGAACGUUCCGGUCAAACGAGAACACUUUUCUGUCGCUCCUGAAGAUAUCAUUGUUAUUGACUCCGACGACGAAAACGAGAACGACGUCCCAGAUGCCUCUAGUGACGUGGAGUUGGUAGAUUGUCCUCCAACCACAGCGCAUAGCAGACCUCUGUCGCCUCAUUCAACGAAUAGUCGGCAGGAUGCACCUCAUGGUCGCCGUUUUGUACGGACUGAGCCCAAUCAAUUUCAGCCUGCGGAGGUUUCGAAUGAAUCAUUCGGCGAGCCUUCCUUACUCUCAACGAGUCGCAACCGCGCCACAUCGUUCGAAUACAGCGGCGCGUUUGGUACACCUACUCUGUUACUACCUCAAGAACCAUCUUCACUAGGGAACAACGAUAUCAGAAACAAUGAGUCUCUUUCUGAAGAGCAGACAAACGUUGCGAUGGAUUGCCCAUCUUCUUUCACGCCUGCAAAGCGCGAUGUGCCACGCGAACAGGCCACGGCCAUGGGGACGCCCAGCUAUGAGAUCCCGGAUUUCAAUGUUAACAACCAGAAAGGACCAGACGUGAUUGACAUCUCUGACGAUGAGUGGGGAACAGGCGAUGACGAGACGGCUCUCGUCGAAACCGAACUAGAUCCAGGCACAGACAUCCCGUAUGGUCAGGCCGACAUCGAUUUGACUUUGGAUGAGGACGUCGAAGACCAAAACGUUGAGGACAGUUCAUGUCCAAUAUGCGGGUUUAUCUUUGACGAAAUCUCCACUGAGGAUAUCCAAGCACAUGUCAAUACUUGUCUUGAUGGUGAUCCAGGACCUUCACGUCUCAAAGGAAGUACACCGUCCGGACCCUUACGCACACUUUCGUCCCUACGUACGCGGAGCCUGGAAGCUAUGGCAUCUCUGCGCGCUAGCGUCGACAUAGAUCUCUGUGAAGAGACCGAAGAUGUCAAACCCGGUGGUUCGAAUGCUUUUUCGGUCAUCAUGAACGGCUACAAAGAGAAUGAAGCUUGGAAAGAAGCAUCUGUCGCUGAGGAUCCCAACUUCCGGCCUGUAAAGGGCAACGGCGGACGACGGAAGGCUCCUUUCUACAAGGUCAUGACUGGCAUGCCGAUCGCUGUCGAUGCCUUUCGUUAUGGAACAAUUCCUGGUAUCACUGCUUACUUCUUGACUCACGCACACUCCGAUCACUACACCAAUCUAUCCGCAAACUGGAAGAGUGGGCCAAUAUACUGCUCAGAGGGGACAGCAAACUUGAUUAAGCAUAUGCUCGGUGUAGACCCCCAAUGGGUCCACCCACUGCCCAUGGAUGUGCCUACAAUCAUUCCCAACACGGGUGGGGUACAAGUGACGCUUAUAGAAGCCAAUCAUUGUCCUGGAUCCUGUCUAUUUCUAUUUGAAGGGAAACAAACGGUCAACGCUGGCGAUAGCGCGUACAAGUCUCACUUCGUGGGGUCCUCAAGGGUGUUCAGGUAUCUGCAUUGUGGCGACUUCAGGGCAUCACCUCAACACGUCUUGCAUCCUGCGGUCAAAGGAAAGAGAUUAGAUCAUGUGUAUCUGGAUACGACAUACCUUGACCCUCGAUACUGCUUCCCGCCGCAGCCUCAAGUUAUCUCUGCAUGUGCUGAACUGGCAAGACGAUUAGUCACGGGUAGCCCUGUGUCCAACGCCAGCAACGGUAAGAUCCGGAACAUGACAGGCUGGUUUGUGAAGAAAGAGGAAACCAACAGUACGGGUGUGCCGCCGUCGCAGGGCAAAACAUUGGUAGUCGUAGGAACAUAUUCUAUCGGGAAGGAACGCAUCGUAAAAGCGAUCGCAAAAACAUUGCAGACGAAGGUGUACUGUGACUCUCGAAAGACAGCAAUCCUACGCUGUCAAUCCGACCCCGAGUUGCAUGACCUUCUGACGACCGAUCCAAUCGAAGCCGGGGUGCAUUUGGUACCUCUGGGUGUCAUAGCCUCUGACAAGCUGAAACUAUACGUUGAACGUUGGAAGGGGCACUUCACCAAAGCUGUUGGGUUUAGGCCAACUGGUUGGACGUAUUCUCAGCCAAACGGCAGCGAAGCCCUGCCUUCCGUCGCCACGGUCAUAUCCCGCUCGCAGCAACGAACUUUCACGUAUGCUAACCUCAAUCCGAUGAAGAACUCUACGGCAGCGCUUCAGGUGUAUGGCGUACCGUACUCAGAGCAUAGCUCUUUCUUUGAACUAACUUGCUUCGCUUUAUCUCUUGAUUGGGGUCGGAUGAUUGCUACCGUGAAUGUAGGGAGUGAAUUAUCUAGAGGAAAAAUGGCUAAAUGGGUGGAGAAGUGGGAGACUGAGAAGAAGAAGAGAGGGAAGGUAGAAGUUAUUUCGUAUCGACAGCCGGACUAUUGGUAGGGACAUUGAAUACACAUUUACUUUCACAACCUCCUACUUUGUGUCCCUUUUGUUAAGAUUCCGUUAAGGACUGUGCGCAGAUCGGCCGAAAAAAAGAAAACGGAGGGGUGGUCCGUGCGCAAGAUUUCAGGUAUAUAAGCAAAGUGGGCACAUCCAGCAAUCUUCAUACUUACCUUGAUGGCACUUGCCCCUUCACGUCCCGGGUUGGUGGGCCGUGGGAUCACUCCAUAGCACGGCGACCUUGUCCUCAGAGGGAGCCUGCGGUUUGUAUGGGCUCCGGCUCAUGCACCGUCUCAAUAUUUCCCUGUCCUGCUUCGGCCCUCGGGCUGAGCAGGCCAUUAUUUUUUGCUCCUUAUUUGCUCUAACCCUAACCCUAGUGCAAUACAAACAAUAUAUCUCCUUUGACGUCUUUCCACUUUUACUAGGUUAUCAGUUUCUUUCGAUACUUACCUUGAUCGUUAAGUUGAAGAGUCAACCAUGUUUUAAAGUUAACAGCAAUAAUAUCAAUCUUUACUG